Vicia faba (fava bean) is the source of this 717-nucleotide messenger RNA. The record is from the annotation of a GenBank genome assembly. NCBI's taxonomy places the organism in Eukaryota, Viridiplantae, Streptophyta, Magnoliopsida, Fabales, Fabaceae.
AUGGGUUCCACUCGCUCAGAUGAUGGCUCUGCCGCACACAAAGAACGCUUGCGCUGGACACAACAACUCCAUGAUCUCUUUGUGGAGGCUGUAAAUAGGCUUGGGGGCCCUGAUAGGGCAACACCAAAAGGUAUAUUGAAGGUAAUGAAGGCUAUGGACAUUUCAAAUUUGAGCAUUUAUCAUGUCAAAAGCCACUUGCAGAAAUACAGGAUCUCCAAGUUGAUUCCAGAAUCCACCUCAAGAGGAAAGAUUGAGAAGAGAGGUGUAUCACAUAUACUUCCAAAUUUCUGUUCUAUAUCUGCUCUUCAGCUAAAGGAAGUCCUUCAAAUGCAAGCAGAGGUGCACAAAUGCAUGAAUGACAGAGUUGAGGUUCAGAAAAGCUUGAAGCUGAAAAUUGAAGCACAGGGAAAGUACCUAGAUAGAAUCGGACAGAGUAGUCAGAUCAAAACAAUUACAAGAAAAGCAUGCAAGUCUUUUGUUGGUAGAGCUAUACCCCUGCCCUCUCUUUCCGAGGAAUCUGAAUCCUUAAAAACACAAUCCGAGGAAGAACAUCAAACAGCCGAAAAGAAAAAGAUCACUGGCGGAGUUUUUCCUGCAGAUUUUGAACUAGGAUCAUCCACAAUCUCAGAAUUCUGCAACCAAACUUGGAAUCUUUCCUGGAGUCAGCUGGCUGAAGCAACAUGCCAAUCACCUUUGGUGACUAGUUUCUUAUUAUAG